This is a messenger RNA of Perognathus longimembris pacificus (Pacific pocket mouse), 1418 nucleotides long. It is a transcript of the gene Klk10, whose product is annotated as kallikrein related peptidase 10. The transcript is spliced from 6 exons. Gene Ontology annotation, molecular function: serine-type endopeptidase activity. The coding region runs from base 75 to 896 and encodes 273 amino acids. NCBI's taxonomy places the organism in Eukaryota, Metazoa, Chordata, Mammalia, Rodentia, Heteromyidae. Gene Ontology annotation, biological process: proteolysis. The record is from RefSeq and is a predicted model, not a curated record.
AGGGCCCACACCGCAGGGCUGGGAAGCUCCGAGUCUCCACCCUGUCUUCCCAUUGGCGACUCCAGGUCCUAGCCAUGAGACCCCUGCUCCUCUCCACUGGCCCCCGUGCACGGGCCCUGGUGAAGCUGCUGUUGCCGCUACUGGUGGUGCAACUUUGGGCCGCAGAGGCGCUGCUUCCGGGAAACAGCACGGACUCGGCGGCCUUGGGCGCCCCGUGCGCGCGAGGCUCGCAGCCCUGGCAGGUCUCCCUCUUCAACGGCCUGUCCUUCCACUGCGCUGGCGUCCUGGUGGACCGGAGCUGGGUGCUCACGGCCGCGCACUGCUGGGACAAUAAGCCGCUGUGGGCUCGGGUCGGGGACGACCACCUGCUACUUCUCCAAGGGGAGCAGCUGCGCCUGGCUUCCCGGGCCGUUGUCCACCCCAAAUACCGCCGAGGCCCGGCCCCAAUCCUGCCCCGACGGACCGACGACUACGACCUAGUGCUUCUGAAGCUGGGCCGGCCCGCCGACCUGGGGCCCCGCGUGCAGACGCUACGGCUGCCGGUCAGCUGCACCCAUCCCGGGGACACCUGCCACGUGGCCGGCUGGGGCACCACCGCAGCCCGCAGAGUGAAGUACAACAGAGGCCUGAGCUGCUCCCGGGUGAGAGUCCUGAGUUCUAAGGAGUGUGAGCUCUUCUAUCCAGGCGUGAUCACCAGCAACAUGAUCUGUGCAGGACUAGACAAAGGCCAGGACCCUUGCCAGAGUGACUCGGGCGGCCCUCUCGUAUGUGGGGACACCCUGCAGGGUGUCCUGUCCUGGGGCAUGUACCCCUGCGGCUCUGCCCAACACCCAGCUGUCUACACCCGAAUCUGCAAGCUGGUCCCAUGGAUUGAGAAGACCAUCCGCUCCAACUAACCUUACCACUGCCCCCACAUUCCUCCCACUGCCCCCACCCCACACUUGGGUGCACCUGCCCCUCACUCCUCCUGCCCACUGGAGCUCUUGGCUCAUGCUGGGGCCCAAGGGCAGAAAGUCAACGUCAAGUUUGUUCAAAGAAGCAAGAAAGCUGGCAGUCUUCUGAAAGUUUCUGGAGCCAUGGCACCUAGUUUCUGCUACAGCCCACUGCUAUAUGCCCCAAGAUAAGCUGAGUGUCCUCUCUGUGCCUUGGUACUCCCAUCUACAAGAUGGAGACCAUGCAGUGCCCAUCUCUUAACCACUGUGCGCGUCAAUCUUUGUGAUUGUUGGGGAGUGCUGAAGGCAGUGAGCCUUGAGCACAGAAUAAAUGUUAUCUGAUGGUGCAUGCCUGUGACUACCCAAGGGAAACGGGGGGGCGGGGGGAAAUGUCUUCAUUCCCAAGCAACCCCAGUCCCCAAUGGCUGAUGGGAAAAUCAUGCCCCACACUCCCCCAUGACUGGGCACAGACAGCAUCCAGUUCCU